Molecule: messenger RNA, 1342 nt
Organism: Gasterosteus aculeatus aculeatus (three-spined stickleback)
Lineage: Eukaryota; Metazoa; Chordata; Actinopteri; Perciformes; Gasterosteidae
Product: homeobox protein SEBOX
Molecular function (GO): DNA binding
Source: RefSeq, a predicted model, not a curated record
UCUGAUCACAUGGCGCUAUAAGAAGCCGUCCCUCCUCCCCGCGGACCGGUCUCACGCUGGAGCCAUGGACCUGUUCGUGGACCCGGACUUCUCCUCACUGAAGAACAGCCCGAGCAGAGACAUGCUGCAUUUAAACGCGAUGUUAGAAGAAGAGCAGGACCACUGCAAAGGCGGCCGCAGUGAGCGCGCGCCGUCCUCCCCGGAGCCGGACCGACCCGCCGCCUUCGGCCCGAUGGAGGGUCAGAGGAAGAGGAAGAGGACCAUCUUCAGCCGCGCGCAGCUCACCGAGCUGGAGCAGGCCUUCGCCGUGACUCCCUACCCGGACAUCACCCUGCGGGAGAGGCUGGCCGCGCACACACACCUGCCCGAGAGCAAGAUACAGGUGUGGUUCCAAAACAGAAGAGCCAGAAGUAUCAAGACCGUGAGACUCCCAAAGUCCAGCCAGCCCGCCCUGGGAGGGAGAGGGGUCGUGGACCCCUCCACCGGGCAAGUGACCGCUGCUUUCCUUUCCUCAACCACCCUGGCGGACAUCUUCAGACCGGAGCAGAACCACUCCUGCGAGGACGUCCCGCAAAUCUACUCCGACUGGUUCCAGAUCUACAGCAACCCCGUGUCCUCGCCGGCCUCCUCCUCAUCUCUCCAGCCCACGCCGGGCUCCUCAAAGCCCUCGGAGCGUUAUCUCUGGGAGGAGGAGCAGCACCACCACCACCAGCACCACCACCAGAACCUGGGACCAGCGCUCUCCGGGUUCCUUCCUGGUUCCUUCCCUCCGCCCGGCAGCAGGCCGCCUCACCACUCGGCCUCGGCCCGGUCCUACCAGGCCUUCAGGAACUUCAAACCCCAGAGCGCGCCUCCUUCCGGGCCCCAUCAGGCUGCGUACGGAGGCGGCGCCGCAGGUGGAGGUCACACCUCUGUGGACCAGGUGGUUCCCUCCCACCCUCAGCCAGUGUACUGGGAGGUGGCCCAGGCCCAGGGGCACCAUCACCACCCGCAAAUGGGACCGCAGACCUCCAUGGGCUACAUCUCGGACCUGAUCUACAACGCCGCCAUCGUCACCAACUUCCUGGAGUUCUGAUCGGCCCAGAUGUGGAACUCAUCGGUAAUCACAGACUCCCCUCUCCCACAUCAAACAUCUGUCCUCCAGUGGUUCCUGGCUUCGUCGCUUCAUGUGUUCCCGUUUGUGUUUUAGAAAAUACGUCGUUUUGUGGCUCAGUUUUCACAUCUGGUUUCAGUUUUUCAGUCAUUUCAGCCGGAAUAGAGACGAGGAUUAAUGGACCAUUUGUAGACCUAUUUAAACACAAUUACUUAUUUUUAAGAAUCAACAAAAAACUAUAAAUAUUAA